UAGACUCUCAGUAUCUGCUUCACGCGACAGCAGCAACAGGACAAGACUUGUCCAUCAACAAUUGUUGCGACACUCCUUCUUGUACUUGUCUUGUCUACGAGUCGAAUUCAUUAGCUCGUGGUAUUUAUUUCCUGCCUAAUGUUAUAAUAUUCCAUCAACUCAGCAGCCAUUCUCUGUUGAGCUUCUCGCAGCUGGGCUAUUUCGCCCCCCUCAUAACCACUGCUCUUCCGACGACUCUCAUCAAAUCAACACAAUGUUCGUCCGACAAACGAGGAGGAGCCUCGCUCUUCACAGGAGCACUGCUCUCCGAUCAAUUGGACUUCCUUCGAGAUCUUUACCAUCACACAUCACAGCAACGAACCUGGGACGAAGAUGUGUUGUUUCUCAGCCAUACCAACCCCGCAAGCGCCGAGGCUCAGAGUCUGGCCCUGGCCUCAACCAUGGAAGAAAUCUCGCGACAGCUGUCGACGAUUACAACUUUGGUCACAACCUUGGUGCUUUACACAACCAGCUUGCUAGCUCUGGUCUACAGCCUUUCCAGGCUCCCCCGCUUUCCUACUCCGACCUUCGUGCCCUCGACCCGACGUCUCUGUUGACAAUUCCAGAGCCAGCAGCACCUCGACAAUUCGGCAAGAUCAACAACAAGGGUGUUCCUGGUGAGAUCGAAGAGAUGAUUCCAGUCUUUGAUGCUUGUGUUCGCGUAGGCAAGCUUGAUCGAGCAUCUCUCGUUCUGAAGCGACUGAACUUGACUGGUUUGCUCCCUGGUGAAGAAAUGAUCAUUUUGCACAAUCAAUAUCUCCGCGCAUCCCUCGACCAACUUCGAACGAAUCCCGACCGAAAGCAAGCCGAACGACUCCACAAGUGGUACGAGCUGCAAAUAAGGAACCAGAAUGUACCACAAACCGCGGAGACAAUCGCAUGCAUGCUCAAGGCCUCACUGAUCUCAGAACGUGGAGCCCGCUUGGAACGACUCAUCAACCGUUACAUGAGCAUGGCUCCCGACGAGGCCGGUCUGCGAGUAUUGAGCAGAGCCGAUAUUCUCAGCGACCAAGACCUUGGUGUUAUUACCGAGAUCUGCCCUACUUACAGGGUCGAACCCGGAUCUGAGGAAGCCAGCUACGUUAGUCUGGCAAACGAAGAGGAGGGACUUGAGCUGGAGGACGACCUCAAUGAAGAGAUGACGGCGUUCGCGAGUGAAGAUUAUCCCGAGGUCCGUCCGACACCCCAACGAGGAGAGGGUUUGAACGCUUUACGACGAAAUCUAAACCUCAUGGCCGAACUCCAAAAUGUCGAUAUCUCAAAGCUGGAUCCUCUUGAGCAGCGUGAAUUCCAAAUACGUCUAGAAAAGGACUCCAUCGAUACCGCUAUUGAGAAAUGGCGAAACUCAAAGAAGAAGAUGGACAAGAUGGGUAUCAACACAGCUCUGAGUGUCAAGGCCGAGGAUAAGAGUCUUUCUGACUGCAUGCACCGCUGGCUUGAAGCCAUGGAGGCUCGAUUAAAACAGGAGAUCAUCAAAGUCGAGGAAUCUGAAGAUAAGGAAAUUAAGUCUGAAGAAGAUCUCGAGCGCUGCAUCUACGGUCCUAUCCUUCGAAUGGCAGACCCUACUCGACUGGCUGCAGUGACUAUUCUCACUUUGCUCAACAUCAGUGCAUUGCAGGGCGUUGAUAAGGGUGUGGUCAUUCAGCGCCUCCUCAACGACGUUUCUCGAGUAGCCCAGGAUGACAUUCAGACUCAGUUCAAGGAAAAGGCCGCAAAGGAACGUCGCCGGCUCCGCAAGGUCCAGUUCCUAGCACAGGAAAAAGACGCUCAAGCAGCUGAGUCGAAUGAGCCGAUAGCGGCGAAGGAGUCGACGGAAGCGAAUGCUUCUACCGAGGUGAAUGAGUCGACGGAGGCUGAUGCGUCUACCGAGACGAAUGUGCCGGUCCGGCAAGAGAUCAUCACUGAUGCCUAUCAGCCGACAGAAGCGAAAGAUCCUGUGUUAUCAUCAUGGUCUGUCCAAGUGAGGGCCCGCGUUGGGUCAAUUCUCUUGAAAUCUCUCAUCGAGACCGCCAAGAUUAAUGUGGUGAAGGAACAUCCUAUCUCAAGGGAACGAAUCAGCCAACUUCAACCUGCCUUUUCUCAUAUGCAGGCUCCCAAGAAGGGAAAGAAGGUCGGAAUGUUAACCAUCAACCCAGAGCUUGUCGAACGUUUGAAACGGGAACCCAUGGGUGAUUUCCUUGCUAAGCACCUCCCCAUGAUUGCCGAACCUCGACCAUGGACACGCAUUAAUGAAGGAGGCUUCUUAGUUAGCAAAGCCUCCUUGAUCCGUGUCAAGUCAGGAGACGUUGAGCAAAAACUUUACGCCAAUGCGGCUAUCAAGCGUGGUGACAUGGACCAAGUCUUCAAGGGCUUAGAUGUGCUGGGGAAAACGCCGUGGAGGGUCAACAACUCGGUUCUCGACGUGAUGAUCGAGGCCUGGAACAGCGGUGAUGCCAUCGCCAACAUGCCAGAGCUCACACCCGACCUUCAAAUACCAACAGAGCCCACAAACUCAGACCCUCUCCUUCGCCGGGCUUGGAUUCGAAACGUCAAGCAGGUCGAGAACGAGCGUGGGGCCCUUCAUUCACAACGAUGCUACAUGAACUUGCAAUUGGAGAUUGCUCGUGCGUUUCGCAAGCAAGUCAUUUACUUCCCUCACAACAUGGACUAUCGCGGCCGUGCCUAUCCCAUCCCGACAUACCUGAACCAUAUGGGAGCUGAUCACACACGUGCUCUCCUGAAAUUCGCCGAGGGGAAGAGACUUGGUGAGCAAGGUCUCCGAUGGCUCAAGAUCCACCUUGCCAAUGUGUACGGCUUCGACAAGGCCUCAUUCGACGAGCGAGAGGCAUUCGCCACCGACAACCUUGCCAACAUUACUGAGAGUGUCGAGAACCCGCUGAAUGGUAGUCGAUGGUGGUUGAAGGCUGAAGAUCCUUGGCAAUGCCUGGCUACUUGUUUCGAGCUGAAGGCCGCCUAUGAUCUCCCUGAUCCUACCGAAUUCGUCUCCAAUCUUCCAGUGCAUCAAGAUGGUACCUGCAACGGUCUCCAGCAUUACGCAGCACUUGGUGGUGAUACCUGGGGUGCUCAACAGGUCAACCUCAUGCCUGGCAGCCGACCUGCCGAUGUUUACUCGGCUGUCGCAAACCUCGUCAAGGAGUCGAUUGAGAAAGACGCCAACGCAGGUAGCCAGCUUGGAAAGAACUGUCUGGGUAAGAUCACCAGAAAGGUAGUGAAGCAAACUGUCAUGACCAACGUCUAUGGUGUCACAUUUGCUGGUGCCAAGCAACAAGUUUGCAAGCAGUUAGAUGCCCUCUACCCAGAGAUGUUCAAAGAGACUGGCAUCCCCAAUCUUGUGACCGCCACGUAUAUCGCGCAGCAUAUCUUCAAUGCUCUCGGAACCAUGUUUCGAGGUGCUCACGAUAUUCAAUACUGGCUUGGUGAGAUUGGCGCGCGUGUCUGCAAAGCCCUGACACCAGCCCAGCUCGAUCAGCUGCAGGAGGAGAAAGACAACAAGCCUGCUGCGAAGAAGACUGCCUCGGGCAAGAACAAGGAAUUGGAUGAGUUGACCUCACAGUUUCGAUCUACGGUGGUCUGGACUACGCCCUUGAGAAUGCCUGUUGUGCAGCCUUACCGAAAGUCUAUCACCAGAGAGAUCCGCACCUGUCUCCAGUCUAUCAGUUAUCCUACACAGGGUCAGACGGAGCCCGUGGAUCGCAGAAAGCAGCUUCAGGGAUUCCCCCCUAAUUUCAUCCAUUCACUGGAUGCCAGCCACAUGCUUCUCUCAGCACUCAAGUGCGACGAGCUCGGCUUGAAGUUCGCUGCCGUUCACGAUUCCUUCUGGACUCAUGCCGCCGAUGUGGACAUUCUGAGCGGAGUUUUGCGCGACGCUUUCAUCCGAAUCCACGAGGAGGACGUCGUCGGUCGAUUGGCGACCGAGUUCGAGGCUCGAUACAGGGGCUCGUUAUAUCUGGCCAACAUCCCUAGUUCAAGCCCUGCCGCCAUGAAGAUCAAGGAAUUCCGCAAGUCGAGCAAGCUCUCCCACAAGGAAGAAGUGUUGCUAGAACACAAGCGCAACACUCUCCUCCGGUCAGGCAACCCCUGGGACAUUGAGGCAGCAAAGAAGAUUAUCACGCCUGCCUCCAUCGUUGAGGAGAUGUCAGCCUCGCAGGAGGAGGACCCUGAGAUUAAGAAGGAGACUGAGGAUAUUGGCGGCCUCGGACACAUUCCUGAGUCGGAAGGCAACCUCUCAUCGGCGGUUGAGGAGGCUGUAAAGAAUAUGGAUCCUGCGGACGACAAGAUUGCUGAGAUGAGCCACAAGCUUCUUGAGCGUCUUAAGCAUACCAGUUUCGAGUACCGAGUUAUUCAGCCCAAGAAGGAUGUCAAGCAAAACUGGAAGAGGAUCACGCAUUUCUGGCGCCCGCUGACCUUCCCCGAUCUUCCCAAAAAGGGUGAUUUUGACGUAAAGCGACUGCGAGAAAGUCAGUAUUUCUUCUCCUGACUAACGGACCUCCUAAAGUCAUUAUUAUAAUGUAUCACUAUGAUGAAGACAGACAUGAGAAGGAGAAAUGAUUUGGGCGUUGUACAUUUGGCGUUUAGAGAUGGGGGAUUUUUUAUUCAUGAUAGCGAAGAACCAAAAAAGCAUUCGGAUAGAGGGAGUAUGUGGCGGCUGUUGGCUGCACUUUGUAUACCAUAGGAUGAGGAUGUAGAAUAUGUACUGUACAUUAGUGUUGGGGGUGAAAAGAGGUCACAUGGACUUGACGUCUAAACAAAUAAACAACACCAAGAUGUUCAAACAUUUAUGAGUUUCUUGAAAGUGCCAUCGACAUUGGUCUAUCACAUUUUUUGUUCUUCUACACUACUUGCAUCGUAACUUGGUGUUUAUCGCACAACAGCAUCCUUGAGGCUAGGGACAGUGCAGACACCACCACUCUCAGUAACAAGACGUCCACGACCAGUCUUUCCAAGCUGCUCAACAGCACCCGCAUCAAAAGCAACCUCAAGACCAUCAGUGGUGGUGAAACCAGGCUGGAAAGUCUCCCAGAUCUUCUUCUUGGGGUUAAGGACACCCUCGGGGCUACCCUCCCAGCCCUCGAACCAAACACGGUCGCCGGCCUUGGCACCCUCGGGAGGAGUGACGAGCUCAACGGGGCCCUUGUGGUCAUCGACCUCACCCUCCUUGAUCUUGGGGGACGCGGCGAGGACCAUGGCGCAGGACUUGAUGCCGCGCAUCUUGACGGGCUUGAGGUUGCAGACGACGACGACCUUGCGGCCCUGCAUGGACUCGAGAGGGACGAGGCCGUUGAGACCGGAGCAGACGGUGCGGCAGAUUUGACCCUCGUACUCAACGUAGUCCUCGUUGCCGGGCUUGUCACCGACAGCGAUGGUGGAGACGUAGAGGGAGUCGGCAUCUGGGUGGUUGAUGGCCUUGAGAAUGUGACCAACUCGGAGGUCAAUGAGAGCAGGGGAGAGAGGGGCAGCAGGGGCGGGGGCAGCCUUUUGCUUGGGAGCCUUCUCCUUCUUCUCCUUCUUAGGCUUAUCGGUAGCAAUCUUCUCCUUGGCAGUCUCAACAACCUCCUUGACCUUCUCCUUGGUACGAUCAACAAGCGAAGCCUCACCACCAGUGGCAGCGGCGGCAGCAGCUUCCUUCUUCUUCUUCUCCUUCUCAGCCUUGGCGUCAACGGGAGGCUUCACGUAGAGAACGUUAUCACGAUCAACCUGGACCUUGUUCUCAUCCUUGACAUCGAGACCGAACAGGGGAGAGUUCUGGACAAAGUCGACGUGGCGGACGAUGUGGGGAUGGCCCUUCUCGCCGGUUCGCUCCUCGGGAGUCCACUUGGCGACGACGGGCGCGAGGGUCUCGUAGAUGGCGACGUCGGCCUUGGAGGGCUUGCUGCCGAGGAGGGUGGAGCGGCUGGAGAGGUGGUUAUUGAGGGUCUCGAGGAUGGUGGACUUGUCCUCGGGGGACUUGAGACGCUCAGAGGUGGUGAGCCAUUGCUGGAUCUCAGCCUCCUCGGUGGGAGUAUAAGUCUGGGAAGCGAAGGAUGCCAUUCUGAAGGUUAUCAACGGUGAGAGGCUUCGGGGUGCCUGGCGGAGAAGUCGAAGGGCGAACAGGUUGGCUGUGAUGAGAGAUGAAGCUUCGUUAUAGCUUCACUCGAGAACUGAUGUUGAAGAGUGAGUAUGUGGCUCUACUGCAGCUUGGAUAGUGCCUUGAUAUUUUCUCUUGGUGGGGUGGAGG
Molecule: messenger RNA, 6253 nt
Organism: Fusarium odoratissimum NRRL 54006
Lineage: Eukaryota; Fungi; Ascomycota; Sordariomycetes; Hypocreales; Nectriaceae
Product: DNA-directed RNA polymerase, mitochondrial
Exons: 2
Coding region: 254-4516 (1420 amino acids)
Biological process (GO): mitochondrial transcription
Cellular component (GO): mitochondrial DNA-directed RNA polymerase complex
Molecular function (GO): mitochondrial promoter sequence-specific DNA binding; DNA-directed RNA polymerase activity
Source: RefSeq, a predicted model, not a curated record